This is a messenger RNA of Thermochaetoides thermophila DSM 1495, 990 nucleotides long. RefSeq lists its product as uncharacterized. Bases 1 to 990 code for a protein of 329 amino acids. The transcript has a single exon. The record is from RefSeq and is a predicted model, not a curated record. Lineage: Eukaryota; Fungi; Ascomycota; Sordariomycetes; Sordariales; Chaetomiaceae.
AUGUUACUACCCUCCGCGCUCCCAUCCGACUCCUCCCAACAACCCUGGACUCAACCUCAGCCUCAAACUCAAGCUCCUUCUCCUGCUCCUCCUCCGCUCAUGACGCGCAUACAGACAGCCCUGUUUAACUCCCCUCCUCCUAGCCCUCCUCGGCUUUCGACCGAGAACGCCUUCGGCAGCGUCUUUAACUCGUGUCGCACCCUCCAAGCGCUCAUCGCAGCCGGUAACCAGCCCUCUCCGCCCCUCGAGCCGAGCGUUGAACCGAUUACCCCGCCUGAUUUGUCCUUCUCAGAACUGCCGACCCCGCCUUUGGCGCCCGCGGCGUCCCCUCCACUGAAGCUGCGCUUGCGCGCUAGGAGGACGGAGAAUAAUAAGGAUACAACUGGAGCAACGAAUGGUGAACAUGGCCCACAGAGAAUGAAGAUCCAUAAGAGGUCGGCCGCGGGAGGUACGGCGAGGGGACAUGGACUCAAGCGGAGGAGACCAGCAGUCGAAGAAGAUACCCUUGCGAGGGAAAGCGCGGGAGAGGAAUCAAUGAGUGAUAUUGAGGGAGGACAGCUUCUUGGUUCUGCGACAAGCAGCUUCAGCGCACAGCCACAUCUACCACGAGAGCAGAAACUCCCUCCAUUACCAAGGACCCCGCGCCGCUCGCGCAUCGCGCCUGAAGUCCUUCCCCUCGGACUGGAGCGCUCCGAUUUCCACACCCUCGCAUCAGAGCAAGGACCACAAGUAAACAAUGAGCCGAAGGGAACAGACAUCGUCACCGAGUCCGACGGGUCGACCUGGAGUAUCGAAGAGGAUCGCGUACUCGUCGAGUUAGUACUGGAGAAGCUAAAACUCUCCAAGGAAGAUUGGCAAGAUUGCGCGCGCAGUCUGGGCAAAGACCGCAGCAGUCUCGGAAGGAGAUGGAAAAGUCUUAUGAUCAACGGAGAUAUAGGGCUGAAGAAGAACGGGAGUAGGAGGGCGAGGUUGUAUGGGACUUGGCGGUGA